GAGUACAAAUAGUUGGCAAUAUCCGUCGAUAGAUUUGGCCUGAGCUGUUGACUCGCUCAUCGCCCUUGUUCUAAUAUUCGCUCCGUUUGCCUCGAGUUCUUGGUGUUGUUCCAUUCAGUCGCUCCAGAUUUACCAUUGUCGCCGGCCGACUUUAUUAUCACCUCCUCUUUUCCAUUCGCCCAACACUCGCUGCUCCCUAGCUCUUCAAUAUCAGUUCCAUUUUCACAAUGAAGCUUAUCUCUGCUGUUAUGGUCGCUCUCGUCUCUGUGGCUAUGGCUUAUCCCACAACCCCGAACAAUAAUGCUCAGGUUGUGAGUCGUCAAAACCUUCAGCAUGACGUUGACGCCAGUGUACCUGCCAUGUCAGAUGCGAGCGGCAACGUCGUACCAUUCAGCAGCACUUCGGUAUUCCAACCUGCUGCCGCCGACGGGCAAUGAGACCAAAGGAAUGAGACAGGAACGAAACGGGCGCAGCCCGGUGUUCACGGAGCAAGGCUAUUGGGCGGGGAGGCAACGUCGAGGAGCGCUAUGGCGUGCCCAGGAUCGUAAGAGAUAGGCUGUAAUAAGGAUAUUCGACUACCGCAGGAUGGAAUAGAGGAUGUUCUAGGAAAUUGCCCUCGUUCGGCGUUUCGCUGUGAGAACUGGCGUCCCUUGCGGGCUCCGAGAUUUGGCAGACACCAUCAUCUGCCUAUCAGAGAGACGCUGGUCGAUGCAAUUAUCGAGAACGCCGGUGAUGAUG
Messenger RNA from Neurospora tetrasperma FGSC 2508, 738 nucleotides. RefSeq lists its product as uncharacterized. Lineage: Eukaryota; Fungi; Ascomycota; Sordariomycetes; Sordariales; Sordariaceae. The record is from RefSeq and is a predicted model, not a curated record. The coding region runs from base 228 to 437 and encodes 69 amino acids. The transcript is spliced from 2 exons.